UUAAAAAAUCAGAAAUGUCUUUUCCUGCAAAAUCAACAAUUAUUUUGGCUUUUGGAAUGUUUGUUAUUAUCAGUAUUAUGUUAUAUCUAAAAGUUGAUUCUAAUGAGAGAAGACGGCAGGCUACUUAUGGAGAGUCUAAUGUUAUGAAUGAUAAUUCAAUACAAAAAUUGGAAGAACGUUUGGAAUCUUUAAAUAAAGACGCUCAAAAUAAUAAAAAAUUAUUAAAUAAAAUCGAAUCAAAAAUUGAAAAUUCGAAAAAUAAAGAAGAGAAAAAUGAAGAUUUUUAUGUAAAUAAUGAUGGAGGGGGAAAGGAUUUAAAUGAAAAUAGUAAAAAGAUUAAUAGACAUACUUCUUCCAAUAAUUCCCUUCAAUUUUGUUCUGCUAAAAAUCAGUCAUUGGCGCACAAUGCUGUUAGCGAUGUUCAGAUGUUAUCAGUUUAUGAUAUUCUGCCUUUCGAUAACCCAAAUGGAGGUGUUUGGAAGCAGGGAUGGCCAAUUACUUAUGAUCAUCAAAAAAUAAAAGAAGAAAAACGACUUGAAGUUAUUGUUAUUCCACACUCUCAUUGUGAUCCAGGUUGGAUAAAAACUUUUGAAAAAUAUUACGAAGAUCAAGUCCAAAAUAUUCUCAAUUUUAUGGUCACUCAUUUAACUCAAAAUAAAGAUUUAAAAUUUAUUUUUGCCGAAAUAAGUUUUUUUGAACUUUGGUGGUCUAAACAAACAAAUAAAAUUCGAGAAAAAGUUAAACAACUUUUAAUUAAUGGACAAUUUGAAAUUGUGACGGGUGGGUGGGUAAUGACUGAUGAAGCAAAUGCUCAUUAUUAUUCGAUUAUUAUGGAAUUAUUUGAAGGACAUGAAUUUUUGAAAAAUCAAUUGGAUUAUACACCUCGCAAUCAUUGGUCAAUCGAUCCUUUUGGUUUAAGCCCAACAUUAGCAUAUUUAUUAAAUCGUUCUAAUUUUACCCACAUGGCUAUUCAAAGAGUACAUUAUUCUGUUAAAAAAUAUUUGGCACAAAAAAGACAAUUAGAAUUUAUUUGGAGGCAAUUAUUUGCUGGAAAGUCAACAUCUACAGAUAUUAUUACACAUAUGUUUCCUUUUUAUUCAUAUGAUGCUCCUCAUUCUUGUGGGCCUGAUCCGAAGAUUUGUUGUCAAUUUGAUUUUCGAAGACUUAGAGGUCUUUUAACUUGUCCCUGGGGCGUCGAUGCAUCUCCAAUUACGCCCUCAAAUGUCGAAGAACGUGCUCAAUUACUUGCUGAUCAGUACAGGAAAAAAGCACAAUUAUAUGGGUUUAAUACAAUUUUGGUUCCACUUGGAGAUGAUUUUAGACUUGGUAAUGGACAUGGACUUUGGUAUUUGUAUUCGAAUAUUUACGACGGAUACAGGCGGAUAUCCGCAGGCAUUUUGAAAUUAUCGGUAUCCUUAUCCAUUUCCAAGUCUGCUUUAAAUCCAAAAAAAGUAUGUACUUUUCUUAUCACAAUUUUUUUCAGAUAUGAUAUUGAAAGAGAAUGGACAGAGCAAUAUACAAAUUACAAAAAACUUUUUGAUUAUAUAAAUUCAAAAAGUGAAUGGAAUAUAAAUGCUCGUUUUGGGACACUUUCUGAUUAUUUUGAAGUUUUAGAGCGUCGAUUAAAUGAAAAAGAAGAAGAAAAUUUGAUUGAAAAAGAGCAAGGGAAAUAUCGACAUAAUGUUGGAAAAAAGGGAAAAAGAGGAGAAGGAGGGCUUCCUUCUCCUUUACCUAUUUUAUCUGGAGAUUUCUUUACUUAUUCUGAUAGAGAUGAUCAUUAUUGGAGUGGUUAUUUUACUUCUAGACCUUUUUAUAAACAUUUGGAUAGAAGUUUACAACAUUAUUUAAGAGCUGCAGAUAUAUUCUUUUCUUUGGUUAAUUGGAAGGGAAAAAUGCCAACAAAUAUUUCUACACUCUACAACAGUAUAGUCAAUGCAAGACGUGCCCUUAGCCUUUUUCAACACCAUGAUGGGGUAACUGGCACGGCUAAGUCACAUGUAAUGGAUGAUUAUGGAGAAAAAAUGGCACAAGCCCUUUCUGAUACAAAAAAUAUAAUUGCAAGGUCAUCAGAAUUUCUUCUGGGAAUUACCCCAAAAGAAGCCAAUCAACAACAAAAAUUCAAAAUUGAUUUGGAACAUUUUAAAAAUAAAUUGGCAGAGAAAAUAAUUAUUAAAGAAGAGUCAACAUUAAUUAUUACAAAUUCACUUGGACAUUUUAGAAAAGAAAUUGUUUGUGUUUAUGUAAAUAAUAUUAAAUUAAAAAUUGUUGGAAAUGAUGGAAAAACAAUUUUACAACAAAUUGAACCAAUUUUCUACACGGAUAAUUUAAAGGAAUUAUCAAUUUAUAAAGACAAAUAUUCUCUUUGUUUUGAAGUUGAAUUACCCCCUUUUGGAUUAAUUACUUUAAAUGUUUUGGAAAGUGAAAAUGUUGAAAAUAAAGUUAAAUUACAAACUUUUAAAACAAAUAUUGAAUCGAGAUUAUUUGAAUUAACCUCAAUUAAAGAAAAUCAACAACAAUUAUAUCUGUCAAAUAAUUACAUAAAAUCAUUUUUCGAUCCAAUAACUGGUUACCUUAAGUCCAUUAAAGACAAUAAUGGGGAAGAAUUGGAUAUUUUUCUUUCUUUUGUUCGUUAUGGGGCGAGAGGGAAAAAUCCCGCAAGAACGGAUGGAGGCGAUUCUUUGUCUGGAGCUUACCUUUUCCUUCCUGACGGCCCAGCUGUUGAAUUGGAAUCAAAUAAAAAUCAAUUUGUAAUUGUUAAAGGAAUUGUUAGAGAAUAUAUUUUUGUAAAUGGUCCCCCAGAUUUCGGAAUUAAUCACCAAUUAAUUUUGGAUAAAAAUUCAAAAACCUUUACUUUAUUAAAUCAUGUCAAUAUGGAAUCUUCUUGGUUAUCUAAAUCAUCUAAAAGUUCAAAAAAUUUUGAAUUAGCCAUGAAACUUAAAAUUCCUUCAAUUAAACAAGACAAUUUUUAUACAGAUUUGAAUGGGUUUCAGAUGAUAAGACGUCGAAAACAAAAUAAUUUACCUCUCCAAGCCCAUUUUUACCCAAUGCCUGGAUCUGCUUUUAUUGAAAAUUCGAAUGAUAUUCGUGUUUCUCUUUAUGGAAGGCAAGCUUUGGGUGUUGCUAGUUUGGAAUUGGUAAUGUUAGACCGUAGAUUAUUACAAGAUGAUGAUUUGGGACUUGGACAGGCAGUAGAUGACAAUAUUAGGGCAGAAAGCCAAUUUCUCUUAAAUAUUGAAAGAUUUACUGCUACGAGGUCUGUCUCAAAUGACACUGUUGGAUUUCACUCUUUAUUAGGAGAAUAUGCUUCUCUCAAACUUCUCUAUCCACCAAUUAUUCUUUUUAGCCAAAAAACUUCAUUGCCUACAAAUUCAUUUUCUGGCCUUAAAAAUCCAUUCCCUUGUGACAUUCACCCCGUCGCUUUUCGAACACUUAGCGAGUCAACAAUUUAUGGAUUGAGAAACACAAUAAGAGAUACUUCUCCAAAAUAUGAGGCUGCUUUGGUAUUGAGAAGAUUUGGAAUUGAAUGUACUUUGGAUUCUUCUCUUGAUGAUAACAAUUGUGGAGUAAAUACUUUGAAGGGAGGAGAGUUCAAUUUAUCGGAUAUUUUCAUCCAAACGCCAAAGUCAUUUAAUAAAGGAACCCUAACUUUGUUAGAAGAUACAAAAAAUGAUACCUCAAAUGACAACGGAAAAUUAAAUAUGGAACCAAUGGAGGUGCUAACAGUUAAAGUAUCAUUUUAA
Molecule: messenger RNA, 3740 nt
Organism: Meloidogyne enterolobii
Lineage: Eukaryota; Metazoa; Nematoda; Chromadorea; Rhabditida; Meloidogynidae
Source: the annotation of a GenBank genome assembly